GGGAGUUUCAAGCGCCCGAUGAGUCGACCACGCUCGUCUCUUCCUUAUUCGCUUCAUGCAUCCAUUACUUCUUGUCUUGGGGUCAUAGAACGGGUGUCCGAGCAACAAAGCCCCCCCUAAUCACGUUCAUGCAAACAGAAUUGGCCGUUUCGGAUCGUUUAUGCUACAAGUUCAAUAAUCAGCACCGUUCGGCCGUCUUCCUACGCAGGGCCGUCGAAGCACGUCGGAUUCUCAAAAGGAUACGCAGGAUUCUCGUGGGCUUGUCUCUACCUAUCACCAGUAAACAAAGCAUUUCCUGGACACAUCUCCCUCCCAAGCGCCUACUUCCGUCCUCUCUGCACGCCAUUCAUGAAUUAUGCCUGCUCUUGAAUAAGGCCAUGACAGUUUUACGAAGUGCUUAUACCUUCUCUGAACUACAGCAUGGGACAAAAACAUUCCGCGCUCAAACAUCGAUGCUGGUGGCCAUUUUUAGCCGAGUACCUACGGUAUGCGUAGAGCUUAGGAGCGCUUUUGACGCAAUAUGGGAAUAGUUUAUGCAACUUUCUAGGGUUCUUCGGUGCGACCCAUGAAGCUUCCCCAAUCAGA
Molecule: messenger RNA, 585 nt
Organism: Cantharellus anzutake
Lineage: Eukaryota; Fungi; Basidiomycota; Agaricomycetes; Cantharellales; Hydnaceae
Exons: 5
Coding region: 129-530 (133 amino acids)
Source: RefSeq, a predicted model, not a curated record